Thecamonas trahens ATCC 50062 is the source of this 1653-nucleotide messenger RNA. RefSeq lists its product as uncharacterized. The record is from RefSeq and is a predicted model, not a curated record. Gene Ontology annotation, biological process: ubiquitin-dependent protein catabolic process. NCBI's taxonomy places the organism in Eukaryota, Apusomonadida, Apusomonadidae. Bases 1 to 1653 code for a protein of 550 amino acids. The transcript has 2 exons. Gene Ontology annotation, cellular component: nucleus. Gene Ontology annotation, molecular function: ubiquitin binding; ubiquitin protein ligase binding.
AUGGCCGACACGCGGCUGAUUACUGUGCGGGUAAAGAAAGAAGAUGGCGGCCAAGUGAACGUCUCGUUCCCCAGCACCGGCACGCUCGCCGAGCUGAAGAAGGCUGUGGAGGCUGUGACUAAGAUUCCGGCCAGCGAGCUGGGGCUGUACUCUGCCCGCGAGCGCAAGCCCAAGGACGUGUACCGUGGAUCUGGGCCGGUGGGCGAGCUGGGCAUUGUGCAUGGGAGCCUGGUGUAUGCGGUGGACGGACGGGCGGCGGCGUCACAGCGGUGCAAGCACGCGCCGCAGUUUACUUGCCUCCAUUGCAGCAAGGGGGAGGCGACAGGGGUGAUGAAGUGCUCGCAUCCGGAGGGUGUCUCGUGCCUCAUCUGCAUGCCGUCCGAGGCCGAGGGCGGAGUGACCGGCGCGGCCAAGUGCUCGCAUGGGCCGACGACCCGUUGCAUCAACUGCACCGGGAGCAAGAGUGGGAAGGACAAGAAAAAGAAGAAGAAGAAGAAGAAGAAGGCCAAGGCCGGGAGUAGCGGCUGGGUCCGCAAGUGCGCGCAUCCGCCAUCGAUGCGAUGCCCGGCGUGCCUGGACGGCGGCGGAGCGUCAGAGCCGGCGGAGCAGGAGUGCACUCAUCCGUCAACAAUGAGCUGCCCCAACUGCGUGUCAUCGUCGUCGGCGUCCGAGGAGGUCGACGAGGACGGCGGGAUCCGGUGCCCGUUCCAUGGGCCAAACGGGCGGUGCGUUCACUGCAUGCACGGAACUAUGGGCCAGAUGCCUGUCAUCAAAAACGCGGCCGAAGCAAGUGUGGCCGGUGUGCAGGUCGACACUCAGGCCAUCAACCGGUUCGCGCCUGCGCGGCACGACGGCGCGUUUGUGGCGCAGCGCUCGGGUCUGCUCUUUGGCGUCCUCGACGAGGACUCGGGCGUGGUGCGAAUUGACUACAUCUACGAGCCGAAGCAGGCGUAUGAUGAGUGGAGCGGGUUCAGUUACGCCGACGACGAUGAGGCGACAGCUGAGUUUGAGCUUGUCCGCACCAUGAGCGAGCGACUGGGGCGGAGCCUGGUUGGCUUCAUCUUUACGCGGGCGGUGAACGACGCCGAGAACUUUCUGCGUGGCGCUGAGCUGCGUCUGGCGGCGACGCGCAUGGCGGCGCUCGGUGCUGACGACAAGUUUGUCACUCUCACCGUCUCCAUCCUCGGUGACAACCUGCAGGCGCUGGCCUUCCAGCUCACACCACUUGCGGUGCGACUCGCCAAGAAGCGGUACUUUGCGCCGCCCGACUCGACAGCCUACGGCCACGACGUCUCGGUUGUUCCCGUUGUCAAGGACGUCAAGUUCCAGCACUCGGAGACGCAGGCGCCGCCGGCAGUCUUCUUCUACGCUCGCAUCCACUCGGUCACUCCGCACGCUGGCGGCCUCACCGGGGACUUUCCGGUUGAGCACCGCAUCGGCGACGCCGCCACGCUCAUGCACGUCAAAACCCGGUUCCUCACCCACGAGAACGAGCCGCUCACCGCUGUCUUUGCCGACUUUCACAUGCUCCUCUUCCUCGCUCAGGUCCAUCUCUUUGAGACCGACGACAUUCUCCACAUGUGCGAUGCCGUCCGUUCGGGUGAUGCCGAGCGGCUGGAGGGCUACCACCUCAUUCUGCAGCAUGCGCAGUGA